GUCCUAAAGUCAUACAGUGUCCCUUAUAUAUUUGAUAAUUAAAGUUGUGUUGUGUACAAACAAACAUAAUUUUUGCAUGCAAGCAGAGCCCACAUCACCUUUGCCUUAUUGAAUGAACACACACCACAGCUUGAUGACAGAUGCACAUUCACAAACUGCAAACUUUAAUGUUAUUGUGUCUAAGCCUCUUAACUGUCUGUCAGUCUGUUUAAUGAAUAGAACUCCUAGAUGUGCCUUUAAUGCAGUUUAAGAGUUAAGUGGUCGUCACUUUAGUUCGCUCAGAAAGUUUAUUUCUGUUUACUCUGGUUGUGCGCUCUGAGCUGAGAGUUUUCCUUGUUUUUCCAUGCACUCUCUUUAGCUGUUACCUGGUAACAUGGCAGGGUGUUACAUAACAAGGGCCUUCCCAUCAUGCUUUGCACUCAUUAGGCAGGAAUCCAGAAAUAGAGACCUGCUUCAAAUUGACAGUAUUUGGCUCUAGAUGUAUCUUUUCCUUUUAAUCGCCAGCCAAGUGAUCACAAUAACCCCCACAGACUAUUCUGCACCUGUCUUGCUCUCCAACGCUAUUCACUGUGUUUAAAGUUCAACGGCAUUGCAUUGUUUAGAGGUAGAGGGCGGUAUGUCUUCUGCAACCACUGUUGUUUUGUGUCUUCCUAUAAAAACAGUUAUUUAACCUGCCAGGUGGUAACUUUGGAGAGAAAGUCCAACAUGAAGUAGUAAAAAAAAAAAAAGCAAAAAAAAGCAUGCUGUUAAGUAAAAGUUGUUGUUGGCUUUGUGCUGUAUCUCAUACGAUGUUUUCUUUCAGAUGCAUUCGCCUGGCUUUGGAAGCAAAGGAAGUUCAGGGAGAAAAUCUCGUGAAGUGUUGCUACGGCAACAUUAACAAAAAAUAUUUAAAAAAUUGCAGGUCAAUAUCUGUGCAUACUGUCUUGGAAAAGCACCAUGACUUGAGAGAAAACAAUUUUAGCUUUGAAGCGACGAGACUGAUAGAACAGAGAUUUCCUUUCGUUAUAUUUAUGAAAAAGUGGUUAAAUAUUUGUGGGGAUCGUUUUUUUGUUUUGUUUUUUUUGCCUGGAGUGAGGCCGCCGUAGCACGUUUUUACCUUACUGACAAUGAUUGAAAAGUACCUUUGUUUCUAAUAUUCAUAGUGUAAAUUUUAAGAUAAAUUAUAAACGUCGCUAAUCAACUAAAAGCGCUGUGGAAAAAAGUUAUAAAUUUCCUCCUGAUUUCAUACUUUUUGUAAACAAUCACACGCUAACAAUGCUUGUGUGUAGGGGGUGCACCUAAACGGCGUGUAUUAUUUGUAUCCAUCCAUCCAUUAAUUGUCUUCUGCUUAUCCAAGAUCGGGGAAACAAAUCCAAAAGGGAACUUCAGACAUUCCUCUCUUCAGUGACAUCCUCCAGCUUAUUCUGGGGGAUCCCAAAGCGCUCCCAGGCCACAUGGGAUAUAUAAUCCUUCCAACGAAUCCUAGGUCUUCUCCGGGGUCUCCUCCCUGUGGGACGUGCCUGGAAAAUUUAGGGGGCAUCCUGAUCUGGUGUCCAAACCCCCUCAACUGACUCCUUUUGAUGCAGAGAAGCAGCGGCUCUAAUUUGAGCUCUUUCUUCACCACAACAGGCCGGAGCAGCACCCGCAUUACUGCAGAUGCACCCCAAUCCGUCUGUCCGUCUGUCGUUCCACUUCGGAACAAGACACCAAGAUACUUUAAGCUCCUCUGCUUGAGGCAGAGACAGUCUAAAGAAAAAAGGAAACUACUAAUGUUUGACUCUAUAAUCUCCAGGAUAAUGCAUUCAUGAAAAUCAAUUCAAGUCUUAACUUCAUUCAAGAAUGUUUCAGAGAUUCAAAAGGUUCCAUAUUUAAUGUUCCUGUCAGAGAGUUUGCAAAGCUACCCAAUUUAAUUGUUAGAAACAGUUUAAAAGAACACUAGAACUACUAAAAUCUUCCCCUAAGUGGCCCAUAUUCUAGGAGUCUAUGUAAAUAAGACUCAGUAAGCCUCAAAGGAGCUUCAUAUCCUUCCUACCUCAGCCUCACAAACAACAGUUGUGAGAAGAAAUAAAAAAGCAACAAUUAAUGCAGACCAACGAGUCUCUUCUGGAUUUCCAAUCUCCCAGUUUCGUAGGAGAAAUGAGUUUGGAAAACACAGCUCUCUUUACAUCUAGCCCAGCAGGAUAUGCACAAAACCUUCACUGGAGUACGGAGGUGGCUGUAUAGUGAUAAGGGAAUCACUGGCUGUAGGUCCAUGAGCUGAAGCCUAAACUGAUGAUUUUAGUCAAGCAUAGAUCCCUUAAUUAAGAGGGAGACGAUUUGAAUCAAGUUUGAUCCCUCAUCAUAGGAUUGUGUGAAAGGUUUCACAAAGACCAGCUGAUGAUCCACAAAUACAGCCUUAAGGUAGUCCAUAAGAGUUUUGGAUCUCCAGUUAUAGGUGCUUUAACAAAAAGUGGCUUUAUGAAAUACAAACAUCAAUCAAAGCUUGUUGUUAGAUUUCCAACAGCAGUCAACCAAAUUAGAAAAGAAAGAAUAAAUCAGGAGGACUCUAAUCUUUUUUCCACAGUCGCGUGUUUACCUCUUCCAUUGUCACUCCAUUAAAGCCCAAGUGCUUUUAAUUGAUCUGGACAAUCAGUCCGUCACAUGAGUGCCGCUGCCCCGUCCUUUAGUUAGGUCAAUGUUAACCGGCUAAUCGAUCAGAUGUCCGCUAUGUGCAGUAGGUCCAGCUCACUGUGACUGUAGCCAAAUGUGUAUGUUAGGCACAGGAACCCUCUACAUUGUUCUUAGCUUUUGCCCCACGCCAGCGUUGAUCCCCAAUAAAAACCACUCGUUAACGCCGACUGGUAAACAUAUACUUACAUUCCCCUCUCUACAAGUUAGCCCGUGUCGACGCUUCUUGCAUGUCACUGUGUUGUUUUGAAAGUAAAAAGUCUUUUAACUGCUGUGUAGAUUUUCUGAGUAAUGAAACAAAGAUUGCUGUUGCAUGUGCACGUUUGACUGAGUGAAUUUACUGUAACACUUGUUUUUGAUCUGAAAACGCAUUAAUGUAUCGUAAGGUCGAUCUCCGUCCAAUAAACAAACAGCUUGGUAAGUCAUACUUCUUUUACAUCAGACGGGGGUUUUGGAGUAGUGUUAAGGUUCCCUAUUAACUGGUGUUAAAUAUUCUUACCCAGUAAUGGCUGUUAUACUGAAGACUUAGAUCACUUAACUCUCUCCAAUGUUUGACUGAGAAUGAGAUAAAAUCAGUAAAGUAUUCCCUUUUGAGAAGGUCAGCUGGUGUGCUCAUCCGAUCACAGUGGGGGGGGGGACAGCUACUAACUGCUGCUGUUGUUUGCUCUCAGAUUUCUUCCAGUACGCCAACAAGCUCCUCCUGAGCGAUCAUGCUACAGGGCUCCAGAUCAAGGAGUUUGCGCGGAAAAAUGCCGCUAACGCUCUGUCUGUGGCCAACAUGGUCAUGGGCAUGGCCUCCAUCCUCAGCAGCCUGAACGGGCACCAUCAUGCGGCAUGUUGGCUGGUUCUGAUUGGGUACCUGCUAGAUUUGGCAGAUGGAGCGGUUGCCAGGCAACUCAAUGCCUGCUCGGCACUGGGUGCAAAGCUGGAUGAUUUUGCCGACUUUACGACCUUCGGGAUCGCCACGUCUCUGCUGCUGAGGACGUCCGACCUGCUGGACAACAUCCUGUGCAUGUGUUAUGUGCUGUCCGUGUUCGUCCGUCUCUGUUUCUUUUCCAGCGGUAUUCCAUUCGUGUACCGCGGCCUCCCCUGCAUCUACUCGUCAGCCAUCCUAGCCAGCGCCUCCUUGCUGUCCGGAGGAAACAUGACUGUGCUACGGGUCAUCGCGGUGGCCAUGAUCCUCUUUAUGAUCAGUCAGAACUUCUAUCCCCACGACAAAGUGCUGGAGUCCCAGACUUGGAAGAAAGUGGUGUACGCUGGAGGAGUUGCCAUGGUGUUCUGCUCUUCCUUCCCGCCUGCGUGUGUGUACUACCUGCUGUGGUCUAUCUCCUACAUUUUGUUCCCCACAUCGCUAUGGAGCUGUAAACUGUAAAAGGAUACAGAGGUUUACGGACUGCUGUUGCUGCUGCUCCUGCUCCCUGCUGCCGCUGGAGCAUCGAAACUGGGAAAAAAGAAAGGAAAAAUUCACGGCAAACAUUCACUCUAUUUAACCUUUCUUUUUGAUGUGACACCCGACUGAGAAGACUUAGAAAAGAGGAGCGAGGAGGAUUUUUUUUUUCAGUGUUACUGGUGAGGAUUAACGCGUGUAUUGUCCUCUUCAUUUGUUGCAUUAACACCGGUUGGAGGGGUUAUGAAAAUUUAAUUUUCAUCGGGUUUGCCUCCAUGUUUUAUCUGCUUUCAUCAGUAUUAUUUAUCAUCGACGUUGAGGACAUGUGGCAGCUGGGGAACAUGGGAUUUUUUGAUGGAACUUUUUUAGUGGAAAAAAAAA
Fundulus heteroclitus (mummichog) is the source of this 4414-nucleotide messenger RNA. RefSeq names its product transmembrane protein 269 (gene tmem269). Gene Ontology annotation, biological process: phospholipid biosynthetic process. Gene Ontology annotation, cellular component: membrane. Lineage: Eukaryota; Metazoa; Chordata; Actinopteri; Cyprinodontiformes; Fundulidae. Gene Ontology annotation, molecular function: phosphotransferase activity, for other substituted phosphate groups. The record is from RefSeq and is a predicted model, not a curated record. The coding region runs from base 3425 to 4018 and encodes 197 amino acids. The transcript is spliced from 5 exons.